CCACGGUCCAUGACUUGCGCAUUUCCAACAUACUUGUCCUGCCGGCGGUUACGAUAAUAACAAUAUUAAUGCAUUUUUUGUUUGUAUAUUUUUUUGUAUAUUUUUACUGUUUACUCCAUAGAGUUGUAUAAAAUAUGUCUAUGCUCCGUGACAAGUGAUAACGAUUGACGUCCCUCUAAUUCUGUGGUGGCAUAUCGAUUAAUUGUGAUCCGCGAGAAUUUACUUAUUUUCUCAUUACAGUAUUAAGUAUCAAGUAUUAAUAUUUUAUUAUCCUGGUAAUCAGAUGCCAAUAGGUAGUGCCAUUAGUCGUUAUGUCUUUGUAGUUUUUACACAAACGUAUUUCUAUUGCCUUUGCCCAUUUGUUGUUAGAUAUUAUUUCCAAAUCAUAUCCUCGACUCUUUUUUUGAUUUAUUCUCAAGCCCCAGACAUCGAAACGUAUUCAUUCUGUAGUUUUGUUGAGAUUAUUAUCACAAGACGAGCCAUGUCUGCCAGAGUGCCAAAGUCUCUGCAAGACGUCACAAUUACUGCGAGUACAAGUACAUCGGCAGUUGUAGGAGUCAUCAGUACUACUACUCCUGAACUUAAAUCACAAGAUGUGUGCAUAGCAGAAGGAUGCAAUAAUGCAUCUGUUCAACAUCCAGAAUGGGACAAUGAAUAUUGUAGUGUUAGUUGCACGUAUAAGCACUGCAAAGCCACAUUUUUAGAUUGGUUAGCAAAUAAUAGAUAUGCAAAAGCAAAAGCGUUGCAAGUGACUGUGGCUCAAGAAAACUCACCUGUUAAACCUGAUGAAGAAGAAUCAACCACUACAUAAAAUGAAGCUGUGUUUUCAUUAAUAUAUUUUUUUUGUAAAUAAAACAAUUAUUUAUGCUACUUCGCAUUACUAUUGAUUAAAAUUCAGUUAUUGUGAACAUUA
Molecule: messenger RNA, 913 nt
Organism: Metopolophium dirhodum (rose-grain aphid)
Lineage: Eukaryota; Metazoa; Arthropoda; Insecta; Hemiptera; Aphididae
Exons: 4
Coding region: 284-811 (175 amino acids)
Biological process (GO): regulation of transcription by RNA polymerase II
Cellular component (GO): nucleus
Molecular function (GO): chromatin DNA binding
Source: RefSeq, a predicted model, not a curated record